Messenger RNA from Hirundo rustica (Barn swallow), 2481 nucleotides. It is a transcript of the gene TBX4, whose product is annotated as T-box transcription factor 4. Gene Ontology annotation, biological process: cell fate specification; regulation of transcription by RNA polymerase II; angiogenesis. The transcript is spliced from 9 exons. NCBI's taxonomy places the organism in Eukaryota, Metazoa, Chordata, Aves, Passeriformes, Hirundinidae. The record is from RefSeq and is a predicted model, not a curated record. Gene Ontology annotation, cellular component: nucleus. The coding region runs from base 71 to 1696 and encodes 541 amino acids. Gene Ontology annotation, molecular function: DNA-binding transcription factor activity, RNA polymerase II-specific; RNA polymerase II cis-regulatory region sequence-specific DNA binding.
AUGCUGCAGCCGCCCCCAGGCCAAGCCCGGAGCCCCCCGCUGCGCCUCCUGCCCCUCGGCCGGCCGUGAAAUGCUCCAGGAGAAAAGCCUGUCUGAAACCGAGGAAGGGUUUCCAACAGCCCCCGCGCCCGGCCAUGCGGACACCUCCGCCGGCUCCCCCGUCCUCGGCGUAGCCGGGGGGAGCAGCACGCCGCUGAGCAGCCCGCAGCUCCCCGACCCCGAGCAGACAAUAGAAAAUAUCAAAGUCUAUCUCCAUGAGAAGGAGCUAUGGAAGAAAUUUCAUGAAGCUGGCACGGAAAUGAUAAUAACCAAAGCAGGCAGGAGGAUGUUUCCCAGCUACAAGGUCAAAGUGACUGGAAUGAACCCCAAGACCAAGUACAUUUUGUUGAUCGACAUCGUCCCGGCCGACGACCACCGGUACAAAUUCUGUGACAACAAAUGGAUGGUGGCCGGGAAGGCCGAGCCGGCCAUGCCGGGCCGGCUGUACGUGCACCCCGACUCCCCGGCCACGGGAGCACACUGGAUGAGGCAGCUGGUGUCCUUCCAGAAGCUCAAACUCACCAACAACCACCUGGAUCCCUUUGGACACAUCAUCCUCAAUUCAAUGCACAAAUACCAGCCCCGGCUGCACAUUGUGAAGGCGGACGAGAACAACGCGUUCGGCUCCAAGAACACGGCUUUCUGCACCCACAUCUUCCCAGAGACCUCCUUCAUCUCUGUCACCUCCUACCAGAACCACAAGAUAACCCAGCUGAAAAUCGAAAACAACCCCUUUGCCAAGGGCUUCCGGGGCAGCGACGACAGCGACCUGCGCGUGGCACGGCUCCAGAGCAAAGAAUACCCAGUAAUUUCCAAGAGCAUCAUGAGGCAGAGGUUGGUGUCCAGCCAUGGCCAGCUGUCAGCAAAGCCAGAUGUGAACCCCCUCCAUGGGAAUCACCAGAGCCUUCAGCAUUAUCAGUAUGAGAAUGGUGCUCACAUGCAGUUUGCAGCUUCGGAUACUCAAGAUCUGCCACUCAACACCUUCACAGCACAGAGAGAUUCAGGGCUCUUCUACCAUUGUCUAAAGAGAAGAGAAAGCGCUCGGCACCUGGACCUGCCCUGCAAACGCUCCUACCUGGACGCCUCGUCCUCGGUGGGGGACGAUCACUAUUUCCGCUCGCCGCCUCCCUACGAGCAGCAGAUGCUGAGCCCGUCCUACUGCGGCGAGGUGGCCCCGAGGGAGGCCUGCAUGUACUCUGGCUCCAGCGCCGACAUCGCCGCCGUCUCGGCCGUCGACGAUUUGCCUCCGCCGCCGCCCCCUCUGAGCUGCAACAUGUGGACUUCGGUGGCACCUUACACCAGCUACAGCGUGCAGACCAUGGAGACUGUCCCCUACCAGCCCUUCGCCCCUCACUUCCCCGCCGCCCCCAUGAUGCCGCGGCUGCCGGCCAUGGCCGCGCAGGGCUCGCAGCCGCCGGGGAACGGCCCCUUCAGCGUCUACAACCAGCUGGGGCCGGCCCCGGGCCGGGAGCGCGGCCCCGCCGCGGCCUUCCCCAGGGAGAGGGUGCACCCGGCCGUGUGCGAGAGGAAAGCGCCCUCCCCGCACCUGAACGCGGCCAACGAGUUCCUGUACUCACAGAGCUUCUCGCUGGCCAGGGAGUCGUCGCUGCAGUAUCAUUCAGGGAUGGGGACCGUGGAGAACUGGACUGACGGGUGAGCCCCGGGCCCGGCGGGGCCGCGGCGACCUUACUGCUCCGCUGCGGGUCGGUCGGUGUUGAUACCUGUGGGUAACUUGCACUUCGGCGAGACACGUGUGCAUUUCCAGAGGGAUUCGUGUGGGUGAAGAGCGUCUCCUGGCUCGGUGGGCUGGAUUCAUCAGGCUCUUAGUGACUCCCGAAUAAAUUCAUUCUCGUGUCUUCAUCCAGUAGAAACCAUCUUCGUGACCAACGAGUGACGUAGCUAGUCAUGUUCUUUUUGCUUGUAACCUUAAACAUCCGUGAGCAAAUUUCGGCUAUUUCGGGAAAAAAACCAAAACAAAACAAAGCAAAAAAAAACGAGCUUCACUUUUCUGGUCCUUGGCUCACGAAGCCACAAGCUCCCAAAGCUCCAAGGAAAAAGCCGUUCGAUGGGGUGCAUGGCUCCAGGACUGCCGUGGCAGCGCUCCUUGUCCUCGGUUCCUGCGGGAGUGAGGGCGCGGCGGCAGCUCCGGGGCAGCGCGGGGCCCGGGCCGCGGGCACGGAGGAGAAGGCACCGAUGUCUCUUCUUGCCCCGCACCGGCAUCGGCCGCGGCUGUGGGAAGCCAAGAAGCGAAGAGUAAAGCCCGAGGCCAAACAGCAAAUUAAUUGCAGCGUUAGGAACAGACCCAAGUGUCUUCAGACUCCUCAUCCCUCGAUUGAAUCACGUUUGCUUAUUGCAAUAUAUUUAUGAAGUUUAAGCUUAAAAGUCGCUAAUACUUUCCAGAACCGAUUUCUGUAUUUGCUGGUCCUUGAUUUCUUUCGUAUU